AUGGCUAGACCGCAGCAACGAUACCGGGGUGUCCGCCAGCGUCAGUGGGGCUCGUGGGUGUCCGAAAUUCGCCAUCCGUUAUUGAAGACUAGAGUAUGGCUGGGGACGUUCGAGACGGCAGAGGAUGCAGCAAGAGCCUACGAUGAGGCUGCAAGGAUCAUGUGCGGGCCAAGAGCACGAACAAACUUUUCGUACAACCCCAAUGAGCCUCAAACAUCAUCGGCCAAGCUUCUUUCAGCUACAUUGAUGGCAAAACUACAAAAAUGUCAAAUGACAUCAGUCAAAAUGGCCAAGAAACAACCUAUAAAGCAACUAAAUGCAGCAGAACAAUCUUCAUGUACUAACAGAGAAGACUGCAUUUAUAAAGAGAAUGUUCCAAUGGGGAGUGGACAAGAACUUAAGGCACUUGAAGAUGAUCAUAUAGAGCAGAUGAUUGAGGAGUUGCUUGAUUAUGGCUCAAUUGAGCUUUGUUCUGUUAUGGAAAAUUAA
Messenger RNA from Fraxinus pennsylvanica, 489 nucleotides. The record is from the annotation of a GenBank genome assembly. NCBI's taxonomy places the organism in Eukaryota, Viridiplantae, Streptophyta, Magnoliopsida, Lamiales, Oleaceae.